Messenger RNA from Knipowitschia caucasica, 627 nucleotides. Lineage: Eukaryota; Metazoa; Chordata; Actinopteri; Gobiiformes; Gobiidae. The record is from the annotation of a GenBank genome assembly.
AUGAAGAAGAAGAAGAAGGAGAAGGAGAAGAAGAAGAAGGAGAUGAAGGAGAUGAAGAAGAAGAAGAAGGAGAAGGAGAAGAAGGAGAAGGAGAAGAAGAAGAAGAAGAAGAAGGAGAAGAAGGAGAAGGAGAUGAAGAAGAAGAAGAAGGAGAAGGAGAAGAAGAAGAAGGAGAUGAAGGAGAUGAAGAAGAAGAAGAAGGAGAAGAAGAAGAAGGAGAUGAAGGAGAAGGAGAUCAGGUGGUUAGAAAAGUGUAUACAGUCGCAUGAAGAAGAAGAAGAAGAAGAAGAAGAAGAAAUAGAAGAAGAAGAAGGAGAAGGAGAAGAAGGAGAAGAAGAAGGAGAAGAUGGAGAAGGAGAAGAAGAAGAUGGAGAAGGAGAAGAAGGAGAUGAAGAAGAAGAAGAAGGAGAAGAAGAAGACAUAGAAGAAGGAGAAGAAGAAGGAGAAGAAGAAGAAGAAGAAAUAGAAGAAGGAGAAGGAGAAGAAGGAGAAGAAGAAGGAGAAGAUGGAGAAGGAGAAGAAGAAGGAGAUGAAGAAGAAGAAGGAGAAGAAGAAGACAUAGAAGAAGGAGAAAAAGAAGGAGAAGAAGAAAUAGAGGAAGAAGAAGGAGAAGGAAAAGGAGAAUAA